Messenger RNA from Mobula hypostoma (lesser devil ray), 1056 nucleotides. It is a transcript of the gene mrpl23, whose product is annotated as mitochondrial ribosomal protein L23. Gene Ontology annotation, molecular function: structural constituent of ribosome. The transcript has 5 exons. Gene Ontology annotation, cellular component: mitochondrial large ribosomal subunit; ribosome. The coding region runs from base 66 to 527 and encodes 153 amino acids. Lineage: Eukaryota; Metazoa; Chordata; Chondrichthyes; Myliobatiformes; Myliobatidae. The record is from RefSeq and is a predicted model, not a curated record. Gene Ontology annotation, biological process: mitochondrial translation.
UGGUGCCGUAAGGGGUCGCUGUGGGGCCGCGGUGUGGAGUGUUGCGCGGCGAGGCCGGUGCUGCGAUGGCGCGGAGAGUGAUCUAUCCACUGUAUCAAUAUGGAAACCCUCAACUCAGGAUAUUUCGAACCAACUUUUUUAUGACCCUUGUGAGACCUGGGAAGGAGCAACCGGAGAAUACAGUUCAGUUUAGGAUUCCCAUGGAAAUGACAAAACCUGAUGUGAAAAAUUAUCUACAAGGCAUCUACAAUGUCCCAGUGGCUGCAGUAAGGACCAGAAUACAAUUUUGUACUAGCAAGAAGCGAAAUCAUAAGAAUCAGAGAGUGAAACGGCCUGAUUAUAAAGUUGCCUACGUUCAGUUAGCUGGAGGUCAGACUUUCAAUUUUCCAGACAUUUUUCCUCGGAAGGAUCAAACUCCUGAACCAGGAUCUCUGGAAGAAAUCCAAAAUAAGUUUUUGGAAGAUGAAAAACAGAAGCAGAAAGCAGAUCCUCGACGAGGUGGUGUCACUGAAUGGUUUGGACUUUAAGAGAGACAACCCUUUGAAAAUUGUACUUACAUUUUUCUUAGAAGAAAUAUAUUAUUUUUCAGAUGCUGUUCAUCAUGAAGGGUAACUCCUGUGGACAUUAUACAUUUCAGUUAAUAUUGCUUAAGAAACCCUCAAGUAGUUGGUCUUGAUUCUUAUAAUGCUGUGGUGUUGAGCUCUGUUGUGGGCUUUGAAUGAGUGAUGAUUUCUGUUAUUGAAAAUUUGGCUCAAGAUACAUGCAUUGAGCACAGUCUAUCUGUGAAUGGGUGUAUGUAAGGUAGUAUAUGGGCACCAGCAGUCUGGGCUAAUUUGUUAAGAAGAGAGUUUGAUAUUUGGUGGGGGUGCAUGGAAAAGAAAUGAAAUUACUCUAAGAUCAGCUGCAUUAUAAAAAAAAAAUCAUGCUUGCCAAGGAAUUUAUUGGCUAACUUUGUACACUAUAUUUUUGAGGGAAAAGCAAGUUAUAAAUUUUAUCUGUACAUUCUUGUUUUAGCAGCUGUCUUAAGUAUUGAAUAAAGGUUGAAAGCAAAAAUGC